Molecule: messenger RNA, 375 nt
Organism: Drosophila sechellia
Lineage: Eukaryota; Metazoa; Arthropoda; Insecta; Diptera; Drosophilidae
Exons: 2
Coding region: 32-262 (76 amino acids)
Source: RefSeq, a predicted model, not a curated record
AUAUAAGCACAAAGUACAGGAAUUCCUCGCAAUGCUUUACAAAUCUCUGCUCUUUUGCUUGGCGGUGGUUUUGAUCAUUCCGGCGCAUUCCGAUGCCAAGGAAUAUCAGUUCAUCCCCGCCCGAUGCGAGGAGCAGCCUGGAGUAGGUCAGCAGAUUGGCGGUCCCUUAAGCAUAUGCAGCUUUCCACCAGACUAUGCGAAACCGGAUUCAGAGGACAUUCAGGCCGUGAUUAAACACAUUAAGAGCUUGCAAUUGAAUUGAGUCACACAAAAAUUCGACUUAUUGAAACGUUUAGAGAACUAUACGCUUUAUAGGCAUCAAGUCGCGCUCGGGUUAAUGAAAUCAAUAAAAUUAGCUAUAACUUUGUAUCUUAA